GCCUGAUCUGAGUGGUACGUAUUUCUGUCUUUUGAACUUUUCUGUCUUUUCGUUUGAUUUAUCUAGACUUCAUCACUGUUUGUUUAUUUUCGAAGUUUAAAUAAUUGUUAGGCUUGCCAUUCGGAAAACCGGAAACCCAUCUUUACCAUGUCCAAGGUGCCAUCGUUUUUGAGUGCAUCGGGAAAAAUCCAUCGCAACUGCAUCUCCGGCGUUUAUCCAGCAUCGAAAACAGAAAGGCAGACAGUCUCUGAAGAGAAAGUAAAAUGGAAUUCCCCUUUUCCGGACUAUAAUCCUCCAAAUUAUACUUCCGACAAGCUAAAAAAAGCUCCCUACGCGGAUCCUGAAAUUGGUGACAAGGAAUUCCAGCCUCGCUGGAAUGCACAAGACGGUCUAAUUAACCGGAAAAGCCACGAAGGCGAUUAUUUGGUUGUUGAUGAAUAUCCACAGAAUCCAGUGGGCAGAACAGGCUUGCGAGGGCGUGGGAAGCUUGGCCGAUGGGGACCAAAUCAUGCCGGUGAUCCCAUUGUGACACGGUGGAAAUCGGACAAGCAUGGAACCACUCAUUCCGACAGCCAACGAGGAAAGCGUAUUUUGCAGUUUGUGUCGAUACAGAGAGGUGACAGUGGAGAAUGGGCUUUUCCCGGUGGUAUGGUAGAUCCAGGUGAGAACGUGGAGGAGACAAUCAGACGGGAAUUCAAGGAGGAGUGUAUGGACUCGGAACAGCUGACGGAGGAUGAAAAGUCAACCAAUAAAAACUUGGUGGAACAGUUUUUCAAAAAUGGGCACGAGGUUUAUCGUGGUUAUGUUGACGACCCAAGGAAUACGGACAAUGCGUGGAUAGAAACUGUAGCUGUUAACUACCAUGAUGAAACUGGUUCAAAUUUGGGAACUCUAACUCUGAAAGCUGGUAGUGAUGCAAAAAAUGUACAGUGGAAAGACGCGACUGCGGAUCUCAAGCUGCAUGCAAACCACUCAGAAAUUCUGCAGAAAGUGGUAGAGCGACUUGGGGCGCAGUGGUGAAAAAUUUUUUGCGCAUACCGGAUGGGUUAUUUUUUUGUGAUCGAUAGUUCGAAAAGUUUUUAGCAUCUCGGCAGUGAUGACACCGAUGCGCUUUUUUUGGCUUUUCCUGUUGUUAAUUUGGAGAUUUUACAAUAACGGCUGGUUUAACUCUGUGGUUAUUACUCCAUCUGAUAUUUUAUUUCGAUACCUGCCUAUAGGCUAUUCGUAACGGGAAAGUUUUAUGGGGUUUUCAUGAGUAAAUUUAAUGAUGCUACAA
This is a messenger RNA of Paramacrobiotus metropolitanus, 1276 nucleotides long. Its product is annotated as ADP-ribose pyrophosphatase, mitochondrial-like. Lineage: Eukaryota; Metazoa; Tardigrada; Eutardigrada; Parachela; Macrobiotidae. The record is from RefSeq and is a predicted model, not a curated record. The transcript is spliced from 6 exons. Gene Ontology annotation, molecular function: ADP-ribose diphosphatase activity. The coding region runs from base 148 to 1020 and encodes 290 amino acids.